AAUUUGUUUGUCGUUGUUUGACGGCUGGUGUCGGUCGCCAUUUUCUAUAAUGGCGGCGAGUAGUGCGACAUCUAUCUCGACUUUAGUGUCAUCGCUAACUCGCGUAGCGUACGGACGUCGCGGUUUCUCAUCGUUUCUUAUUGUUUGAUAUAUAAUCAUAGAAAAAUGACAACGGAAAUUGUUCCAAAUACUGAAAAAAUGAUAAAUAAAACUGUUAACUCGUUAUAAAAUGCGUAGUGGCCGUAGCAGGUUAUAAUACACGACUAUUAUGUAGUAAAAUAAUGAAUUUCACACACCGCCGCAGUCUUGAGUUCGAAUUGUAGUGAACUGUGUUGUGGAAUCGAUUUUUAGGUGUUAUUAAUGAAAUUACGAAGGUGCUUGUGGUUAUAUUGUUACAUAAAAGAUCCUGUUGGUUUGGACAACGAUUCACGAGCUUUACUAUUGUGGAGGCCCGACUCGCGUAGAAUCGAUAUAACUUAAUAAAAAAUGCAUAUUUUCCCUAUGGUUUCAUAAAGGCUCGGGUCAAUAUCGUACCGGUUAUUGCAAUACGAAUGUUUUUUUUAAUAAACAACGUGUUUCCGGAGGCAGUUUAAGUGAUUUUAUUUUAGUGAAUAGUGUUUGUACUGGAAUAUUUGUUGUGCAUUCAAGUUUUCAAUACAUCAAAAGCAGGUCCCGGCGAAUGUGUUCGCCCCGCAGGACUAACCGUUAUGUGAUAGUGCCCUUACCGUCGGCCAUUUUGUAACCAUGGCCGCCAUCUUGAGCGCGGCGCUGCUGCUCGCGUUCGCUGUCUAUUCCACACAAGGCGGAGGCUGCACGUUCCCUGAAUCCUGGACGGGCGCCUGGUUCCAGUCCGGAGUUCCGGGCCUCGUGUCGAUCAACCAGACACACAUACAGUCUAAAGGAGAGUGCUCCGAGACGGAGAGCUAUGACAAAUUCCUGUUAUAUGACAGGAGUGACGACUGCUACAGAUGUAUGGUGAUACACGAAAAGCACAGAUAUGUGUUGCAGUAUAAAGAAACAUACUGCUCACCAAAAGAGACCCUGUCGUCGCUCUGCGACACAAUCACAGGCGACGCCGCACUAUACUCCAUGUUCCGCAAGGACCCCGCGCCCACGCCGCAGCCCUGCCCGUUCAGACCCGCGCCGUUCACGUUUACAUAUAACCGCGGCGCAGGGGACUGCACGAACCCGCCAUCCCGAGCCGAGUCGUGUACGGACGACUCGCGGCUGCUUCUGCGGUAUAUGGCAUGCCCGGACGUCCAGGCCACUGAGAGUAAUGUGGAGGAGCUAGUGUGCUUAGCGACGUGGAAGGAAGGCUCCACGAGAUACUUGGUGGGGAAGAUAUCGCAAGUACAGCGUCGGAACGCUUUGGCCUCCGACGAAGACACAUACAGAUGCUUCAUCUAUAAAGGCCAGCACAGCGACAAAACUAUGACGUACUACAUCGCCCAGUCCGGAGAUGCAACCUGCAAUGGUCUAUCGUCACCAACUGACGGCAGUCGAACCAUGAGGCUGACUAACAGUGAUGACGAGCACAACCGGUGCCACUUCCCAAGUUGGAUAGUGGACCACCACAAGUGGUACAGUUUGGACCACACCCAUCAGUACCAUUUUACAACCAAGAAUGCCACGCUGAAGAUAGCGAACGCGGAUGGACAGUUGGAAGAGAAGCGGUUGGUCUGCCACUCCAUCUUGGAACAGAAGGAGAAGAAGCAUAUAAAGCUGGUCGCACACGUCACUAAGGGAUGUGAAUCCGGGCACGUGUGUCUCGUGUUCCACCGGCGCUCCGCCCACGUGCUGGAGCUGCGCUCGGGCUCCGGGCUGUGGGAGUCCCCGCAGGACGCCUGCGCCGAGCCUGAUCACGACCCAUCCAUCACACUCAUCACGACCUCUUUGACUCCGGAACGGUGUCCUAUCUUCGGCCGGUACAGUGUGGUCAGCUCUUUAGCUGACUCAAGGCGGAGGCGGCAACAGAUGACCAUAGGAGACGCUGAAAGCACGGAGAUUGAACCGAAAUGCGUUCCUGGCGUAUACGACAGCGCUAGUAUAGGUUGCGGCGCGGCUCAAGACAGUAUCGAGUUCAAGUCCGCUUGCCCCAGUACUGUGUAUACUUGCUACGGUAGCUGGCAGUCCGGCGCCACCGGCUACGUGGUAGCGGCGCCAGCGCAGCCGCGGAGCACGCGCCUGCGCACAGUCUGCAUCGUUUACGAGCACCACAAUAACAACGAGACCCACGGAGGCACGCUGUCUUUGAGCAUCGUAUCGCACUCGUGUGAUCGCUCGGCGUCGCCCGGACCGCCUGACAGGGCCUACAAUCUGACACUCAAUGGUACGUGUGAGCAGAGCAGCAAGUACAACAGCCUCGCGGAGCGCCUCGCGCCCGCUACGCUCCUGCUCGCGCUCGCGCUCGCUGUCAGAUGAUACGGAGGCCGCUAGAGGCCCAAGGGGAGUUCUAUUAACCUACUUCAUGUCUAAACUACAAACUGAUUACCGACCUUAUUUGCAAUGACAUAAGGUCCAAUUUGUCAGUUGUAAAUGUGGCAGUUUUGAAAAUUUAUAAGUUUUAAGGUGGUCACAAUUUCGUAAACCUUAAAGCAAACACGUAAGGUGAAAAUGGUCAGUUGGAACUGACUUUUCGUACACCUGGUCAGUAACUGACCAAUUGUAAACCUAAUUCCAAAGACAAGAGCUGGCGUUGGUCAGUUUCAGUUAUAACUGACAUUUUGUAAACUUACCUAUUACAGUCGCCAACAGAUAUAUCGGAGCGGCCAAGGUGUUCACAAUAUCUGAACACGCACUGUAACGCCUUGACAGUAGAGGCGUGCUCAGAUAUUUGUGAGCACCUUGGCCGCUCCGAUAUAUCUGAUGGCGACUGUACAAAGAUUCAGAUAGUCAGAUAACAGUUGGUACACAAAGAUUGGUAGAACGGGCAGAUUGGAAACCUAGCAGUGGGAAGAUACUCCUGACUUCGGGCAAGCAAUGUAUGGUGAAUUCAAUAUCAGGCGACAAUUGUCAGCGUAGUUUCGAACAAGGUUUUUUUUCGUAACGGGUUACGAACGGAGAAUAAAACGGAAAACUAAAUAAUUAUUAUACAUGAACAUAAUAUCUGCCUGAUAUCUUACAAAACAAAAAUGCUGAUAUAUUCUAUGAAUCUUUGUGUAAAUGUAUUUUAAUAGAACUCCUUUCUAAUGUACCUAUGUGACACUAAAAUACUUGUAGGUAACAAGUAGAUUGCUUUUUGUGAUAAUGUUACUUUUGUUUUCGGCAGCUAUUUUCGGGCAGGUUUUUUUUUACUUUUAUUUAUGGUUCUGAAGCUAUUCUGUUUAAGAUUAAUGUUUUUCGGGAACUUUAUUUUUUGAUUAAGAAUAAUCGGAUAUUUUGACAUAUUUCGAAAUUUUUAAAAACUUUUUGAUAUUGUAUGUACCUUCGUUAUUUACAAUACUCAUUAAACUGUAUUAGUUAAGAAUUAAUUGUAAAUAAAUUAAUUGUAAACAAAGCUUCCGAACCAUACAUGUUUUUCUUAGGUAUUUAUUUUCUAAUUUAAAUGCUUUUAUUAGUUAUUAUUUUUUCUAUAAAAUAGUCGUUAGGAUAGGCCAAACAAUACAAUGUUGAAAAGAAACGAAGUAAAAGUAAAAUGUGUAAAUAAAAAUGGUAUAGAAUUUGAUUAAAAAGCGAUUUUUAAAUAAUGUUACUUACGGAAUUUGUAUCUUAAUGGGAUGUUUUUAUUUUUAAAUUUAGACCAUGUUUGUUCUCGCCUAAUGAAUAAGAAAAAUGUUAAAUAUUUUCAAAUUUUUUGCUCAUCACCUACGUAGUUACGAAAAUGUAAUAAUAGUUACGAAAGUGGAAACUUUUCGAAAUAUCAAUUUUAUAUUGAUCACUCACCUGACUCAAUCAAUGUGAUAUUAAAUAUUCAGAGUUUUAACCUUCAAUUAUAGUUUGUUUGACUACGCGAUCUUGAAGUGUUUUAAUUGAAAAAACGCUUUUUAAAAAUCAGUAACUAUGACAUAUGAAAACAAAAAAUGAAAAUAAUCGUAUUUGAUUCAUAAUUGUUACAUAUUUGCCGUGACUUAUUUUUCGUAAGCGAUUUUCAAUAAAAAGACACGUCAAGAUUGUUUACCUUUUUACUAAUGCAAAAAAAAAACGAACAAUAAAUAUGUCUUACUUAAUUGUAUAUUUUUAAUAAGUGCUCAGAAAACGUCCUGCUAUGUAGCAAACAACCAAAUUUAAUUUUAAAUGUGAGUGAUACAUCUAUUAUGAUUUAUUAAAAACAAUCGCAUUUAUUGAUGAAACCUUUGAAAAGUUAGUUAAAAAGUUAUAGGCGAGAACAAAACAAGAUGUAAUUAUACUAUAGUAUCAUUUAUUUAUAGACAAAAACGCUUUAAGUAUACACUUUGUACUGUAUGCUUGGUAUAUCGAGAGGCAGAUGUUAUAUCGGUGUCUUAUCAUGUCUUUUAUCGAAAGAUAUCUUGUCAGCGGCAAAAUAAGAGACAUGAAGACUGUUGUUCAAAUGUCGUACUGUUUUGAAACAUUUGUGCUGUUAUUACGAGGAAAAUUGUAUUUUAUAUAGAAAGGCAUUAUAUUAGUGUCAAUUAUAAGCUGUUUAAACAAUUUUAGUUUAAAAAAAACUUUGUUGGGAAUUAGAAAUGCACGAGAAGCAAGGUUGUUUCUCUGACGAAAUGAAAAAAAAAAAAUGGUUUUUGUUAAAUGUUUCUUUAGGUACUGCUCUAAUCAGUUUCCUUGAUAUUUUCCACUUUUGCCAUUAACUUUCAGACAUGUUUCGAUAUGGUGCGACAUUUCGAGUGAUGAAAAUCGUGCAUAUUGAUUUAAGUGUAAUAUAAAUUAGAUAGGCAUAAAUUUAGAGAAAUUAUGCUCAGAAGGAAGACCGUGGUUUGUUUAUUUAUUGAAACGUCCGUAAAAUGUUUUGUGCGUCCAUAAACUACGUAGACGGGCACAGUUUGAAACUUCUAGAUAUUAUGUUUUUUUUUUAAUGGAAAUUAUGUAAUAAUUCCUUGCCAUAUUACAAAAUUACGAAAGUAUAUAGUUAGUUACGAAACUGUUUUUUUUUAAAUUUUGGAUACAUUUUUCUAUUAACAAAAAAGAAGUUAUAAUGUUCUAUACAGCAAUCAGUGUUAACAAAUCAAAGAGUGCCCGUCAUUAGGCUUAACGCAAUUAUUAUUUUAGAAGAAAAACAGCGUAGAAGUGGCUUUUUUGGUUUAAAAAAAUGAGCUUUUCAAUCAAACGCUCGAUACUCCUAAAAUGCCACUUUUGUCUUGUCCUUUUAAAAUCUGGUUUUCAGAAAGAAUUCUUAAAAUAAUUGAGUCUCGAAGAUCAUAUGAAAAUAUGACAUAACCAUCAGUAUAUGUGUCAUGUUAAACCAAUGACCAUUUAUUGUGCAGAAUUCAGUUAAAAUACCCAUUUAAUGGAAUUGUAUACAUUCUAUGGCAUUUUAAACAAAUAAACGAUUGAUUGAUUGAUUAUUCACUGAUCUUCUCUUAGUGUUUUUAAUACAUAUAACUGUUCUUUUGACAUUUACUCGUAACAUUUUUUGUGUUCAUAAAAAGACACCGGGAAGGCCUGAAAAUGUAAGAAUAUUUAAAUGCGUUAAAAUCACUAUGUCGACAAAACAAAUGGCUCAAAAACAAUAAUAAUUAAUUGCAAUUGUUAUAUUAUUACUGUUUAAAAGAAUUCAAGAAGAAAACCAGAUACUAUCAGCUAUUAUUAGAGGCUUUAGACUUAUAAUUUACCAGUUUUUUUUUACAACCAGUGCUUUUCCUCGUGAAUCUUGACCAAUAGUAGUUAAAAGUAUACCUAUUUGCUCAUAAUUAACAAAAAAUAGCGCGGAAUUUUAUUUGUGAUAAAGAAAAUAUUAUAAGAGAAAAUGUGUAAAUAUUGUCUAGACUCAAGUUCCUCACUUUUGUUUGUCUGACUCUGAUUUUUGUGAUACUCUGAGUUUUGGUUGGUUAGGUUUAAGUUUGGCCUUUGGCCGCCACAACUACUCUUUAGCUCGGUACAAAUAAUUUAGUUAUGUACUUCUUAUUCUAUCGCAUUUUUGACUACCGACAACAUCUCAUCAACAGUUACGAAAGUUACGAAAGUGGAAAUAAUUUGUAUUCGUAACUCUGUUAAAAUUCUUCAAAGGAUACUUUAAUGUAAAAUGUACUAACUUUAUGUUUUUAGUAAUGCCUUUGAAAUAUUUGAAAUCAAUAAAUCAAAAUAAAGUAUGGCGGCCGAAGGUUGGAAUUGACGAUGUCUGUGCUUGCCUACAAUGAACCUAUUAUUUUAAAAGAAAGAUUUAAAAUAUAAAUAUGUAGCCGAAAAGACUAUUGUACAUAAAACUAGCUGGAUAACUUAUAUAACUAUACAUACAAUCAUAUUUUAUAAGUAUAAACACAUUUUUAAAAUAAACUACAGGACAAAAGUAUUAAUUUAAAAAAAUAACCGACGAUAAUAAAUAGUGAUAGAUUUAUGAAUAGAUUUAAAGAAGCGGUCUUUAACAUUUUCGUUAAAAAAGUGCACAUUAAAAAGUAAAACACUGUAGCACUUAAGACGUUUUUUUAAACAAAUUUACAAUGUGAAUAAAACGCACUAAGGAUUUAUGUAAAAAAAUAUGAUGUAAUACUCUAUGGGAUUGUAAUUUAUUGGCAUGUAAAUAUUUUGUUUUUUCGGGCUAAAUGUGGUUUCUUCGCUGUUUUGUGUAUUUAAAAAAACGCCUCAAACAACUGAGAAGCAUCGCCAAUAAAAUACCUUUUUCUGGCGGCUGUUUUUUUUAAACAAUUACGGUCUAGAUGCUAGUCCUUUAAGCCAUCUGACAGCUGUCAUCGGAGGCGUUUAUCAGUUGUCUAAGUGCGUUAGGCGUUUUUCCUUCGCCAACUGUAUAGAACGUUUUGCUAAUCCGGAUCCCCGCAUUCGCCAUUUUGGAAAACUUCACGAGAAGAGAUACGAUUUGUAACUAUUACCGUGUAAGCCUAUUAUUAUAUUUUGAUUACUGAAAUAUAUUUGAAAAUCAA
Molecule: messenger RNA, 7007 nt
Organism: Cydia fagiglandana
Lineage: Eukaryota; Metazoa; Arthropoda; Insecta; Lepidoptera; Tortricidae
Exons: 16
Coding region: 745-2421 (558 amino acids)
Biological process (GO): autophagosome-lysosome fusion
Source: RefSeq, a predicted model, not a curated record